ACCCACCUUUAACAUUCAUAUUUUGAUAACUUUUUCUUGUUGUACAUAUGGUUUUUUUGUUAUAUUUUGAUUCAUAAAUCAUAGUUAAUCUUAGUUGCUUUCCUUUCAAUUUUAAAAGUAGUAGAGAGCAGUAAGAGUUAAAAACUUAUUUUUUUGUGGUUGUGGAUGUAAUCGUAAAGGAUAGAUUUAAAAUAAGGGAGUGAAGAGCUCAAUAAUGGUGAAUUUGUUGAAGAAAUUUAUUCAUGAUCGCAUAAUAAUAAUUCAUAUGCAACAUACACAAUUCCUGGAACAACCAACCGUUCACAUGUCCGUGUUUGUUUGCGUUUAAUCUAAGAAAUCCUUCCCGAGGCUCGCUACCGUCCUUGAUCCUCCGUCCCCCAUCAGGCCAAUUGCUAUUUCUGCGGCGGAACUGCGAUGGCAAAAAGACUGCUGAGCUCCAAGCUCUUCGUUAGCAGAUUAUCAUUCUACACCACAAACGAAGAACUGAAGCGAUUGUUUCUGCCUUUUGGCGUGGUAAAAGAAGCUAGGCUCGUUAAGGACCCAAUCACACAAAGGCCUAAAGGGUUUGGUUUCGUCACAUUUGAGUCUGAGGUUGAAGCCCACAACGCCUUGCAGGCCAUGAAUGGCAGGAUUGUAAAUGGAAGGCUGAUAUUUGUGGAAGUUGCAAACCCUAAAAGUCUCAAUGAGGAUCCCGACUCUUGAAAAAUUACCUCUAUUUGUUUUAUUGAUAUUUGUGGAAGUUGCAAACCCUAAAAGUCUCAAAGAGGAUCCCCACUCUUGAGAAAUUACCUCUUUUUGUUUUAUUGUUGCGUGAAAGAAAAUCUUCUGUGGAAUUCUGCCUUGAGAAUCAAAGCCAACUAACUCCUAUGAAAGUUAAAUUCUAUGGGAUGAGCUUAUGUAUUAACUAAUUUGGGUUGGUAAGCAUGGAUUUUUAUUUGAA
Malania oleifera is the source of this 940-nucleotide messenger RNA. RefSeq names its product small RNA-binding protein 11, chloroplastic-like. Gene Ontology annotation, molecular function: RNA binding. The transcript has 4 exons. Gene Ontology annotation, cellular component: spliceosomal complex. Bases 415 to 702 code for a protein of 95 amino acids. The record is from RefSeq and is a predicted model, not a curated record. Gene Ontology annotation, biological process: positive regulation of mRNA splicing, via spliceosome. Lineage: Eukaryota; Viridiplantae; Streptophyta; Magnoliopsida; Santalales; Ximeniaceae.